GUCACGACACAAACCAAAGAUUGCGCUAAUUUAUCAUCCCACCGUAGCGUUAUAUUUGUGCGUAGCUGAUAGCGAUAACGUCUUGCUCGCUUGAUGCAGAAUAUGAUAGUGAUCAUCUUUCCAAUAUUUGCAACUCGUUCCAAUGCAAUGCUAGGAUUGUUAGCUAGCUAGUGCUGAAACAAAAGUGUAAGAUUUGAUACAAAAUGGUACAGAGUUGGACAAGUGACAAUGUACUGUUUAUUGUUGUCGCCCUUAUUUUUGACUCUUAAGUCAAAACUUGCGAUACGGCAACUACUUUCAAGGUUAGUCGUGCAUACAGCUGCAAGUUUUACGGAGAACAUGGUGUCCGGGAGAACGUCUUUCAUAUAUUUUGUUAAACAAGCUAAUCCAACCGUUAAGACCUUUAUAGAGCAGUUAGAGAUGUCUGCAGAUGCUCUAGAGGACUAUGGCAUAUUGAUUGGUAAGGUGAAUUGCUCAGAAGAGACCAUAGAAAAAUACUGCACGGAGGAAGAAGUGAUGAAGAAGAUACAUUUGUUCAGAGGCCCCGAUGUUUUGAGAAGUUUUGAUAUUGACACCGUUUUUGAUGUCAACGCCAUCGUUUCUCACGUGCUGUUCGCCGUGCUCUUCGACGAGGUUCGCUGCGUGCACACACCUGCCGAGCUGGGGCGGGUGGAGAGAGCUGCGAAAGGGACCGCCGACGUAGUGAUGGGCCACAUCCGCGUGCUCGGCCUUCCAGAGCAUCGGGCUUUAAUGGAGGCAGCGUUUGUGUAUGGAGCCAAGUACCAGUUUGUGCAGACCUCAGGAACUCUGCUGCUCAGACACAUGGAGAUUGCUGAUCCUUCAGAUGUACAGGCGUGUCUCUGGUUCCUCCACUGCAGAACAGUGUCCCGGCUGUCUGAGCCCUGUCCACACACACUCAUGAGAAAGCCACUGACCACCAUCAACAUACACACAUUCCUCCAGCUGAUGGAGGCGCCACUUUUGACGGAGGCAGCGGUGGACCCUGCUGAGGUGGACGUGGUAUACAGCCAUCUGAAUGUGCCUGUGAUCUUUCUGUUCUCACGGCCCGAGACGGUUCACCUGGACCGGGUCACCGCGGAGACCCUGGCCUGGAGACUCCGUGGGGAGGCAGGCCUCGUGCUCAUCCACAGGGACAAUCCCAGUGUCAAAACUCCGCUCGUAUAUAAUGCUGCUUAUCGCCUCCCACAGGAGCAGAGCUUGAGGUAUUUUACACUGAAGAAUGUUGAAGAGGUCGUCACCUUAUUGAGAGACCAACUUUUGCCAAAGGAGAGGGAGAAACAAGACAAGGAAGAAGAAAUUGAAUAUGACUGGUCUGGUGUUGGCCCUACUCCUUUGUUUGCAGAUGUCUUGGAUGAUGAGGUAGCGGAGUCAGUGUACAGGGACCGGGGAUUGAUGCUAGACAUGGACAAGGUGCCCGAGCUCACGGCCGACACUUUUAGUGCUGCAGUGAUGCAACAUGGCCUCAUGGUGGUGCUGUUCUAUGUGAAAUGGGAUGCUGUAUCCAUGGCUUUUCUGCAGUCAUUUGUAGAGGUUGCUCAUGCACUUGAAGGUGUGAAUGGGCUAGACCUGGCCUCCGUGAACUGCGGAGAGUGGACAGAUGUGUGCGGUGAUCAGAACAUCACCUCCUUCCCCUUUGUGCUGCUGUACCAACCUGGGGAGGCUGCCCAGCCCUACAGGGGCAUGCUGGGAGCUGAGAGCCUCCACACAUUCCUCCUCCUGCGUCAAGACCCCAGCCCUCUCGAGCUCUCCUCUCUGGCAGAGGUGGCGUCCUUCCUGGAAGGGGAUUUGUACAGUAGGCACUUGGCUCACUCCCCUGUGCGGGUGAUGGGUCUUUUCACAUCCGCAGACCAGGGAGUGGCUGUAUUUGUGGAAGCUGCAAAGUCUCUGAGAGGGGAGAUACUCUUGGGGCUGUUUGUGAACAAAGUGGCUGACGCAUGGACUGAUGGACACACUGUGAGCCUCCCCGCUCUCUUGGUGUCUCGGGGACCUGGAGUUCAACAGGAAGCCCAUACUCUCCUCCCAUCUACAUCACAGAACCUGGCUGAACGAAUUCGGUGCAUCGUACUGGACACAUUUCCUGAGCUGACUGUGGAGAACCUGCCCUGGUAUCUGGAGCAAGGCAAACCCUUGCUCUUACUCUUCGUUGGGGGAGGAGAGGGUCCCUUGAUGACUCAGCCCCUGGAGGAGAUGCGGAUGGCUCAAAGUGUGGGGCAGCUUGUCGAUGUCCUUCCCUGCUGGAUCCACUUGGGCCGCACGCCUGCCGGGAGGUCUGUCCUGAAGGCAUACCUGGGGUUUGUGCCUCCACUUCCAGCUUUGGUGCUCUCAAGAAUAGGAGGCGACGGAGAGGUGUUCCACUUCCCACCAGAGCGCCCCUUGCUGUCUAAGAACAUCGUCCAAUGGCUGCAGAGAAUAGAGAACAACCAGGAGCAGUGUGCAGGUGCGAUCCCAGAAGUGGCAUGGGACCCUCCAGUGCCGUUUUACGACUUCCUAGCCAUCAUGGACGAGGAGGCCCCUGGUUACGCAGCUCAGCGGAGCCCUAAAGUGAAACCCAAGGGCAAGAAGGAGCAGCCAGCCGGCGAGGCGAGGCAGGAGGCGGGGACGUCUGCUGGCAGAGGGGCUGAAGAGACGAGGCAGGACGUGGAGGGGACGUCUGCCGGAAGAGGAGCCGGCGAGGCGAGGCAGGAGAAGGAGGGGACAUCUGUUGGAAGAGGAGCCCGCGAGGCAAGACAGGACGAGGAGGGGAUGUUUGCUGGAGGAGGAGUCGACGAAGCGAGGAUGGAGGAGGAGGAGGAGGGGAUGUCUGCUGGAAGAGGAGCCGGCGAGGCAGGAAGAGGGGAUGUCUGCUGGAAGAGGAGCCGGCAAGGCGAGGCAGUGGAAGGAGGGGACGUCUGCUGCAAGAGGAGCUGGCGAGGUGAGGCAGGAGGAGAGGACGUCUGCUGGAAAAGGAGUCGGCGAGGCGAGGCAGUAGAAGGAGGGGACAUCUGCUGGAAGAGGAGCUGCAGGAGCUGCUCUUAACCCUCAAACACAUCUUCAACAAACUGAACUAUAGAGCCAGUCGCUAUAUAUAACAGAAACAGUCAUGCUCCUAUUUAUAUUUGUAUAGACACAAAUUGUGUCCACACAACCUCCUUUCAGUGCACAAUAAUACCUCAGAUCUGAUGUUGCCAUAUAUCACACCCAGAUCUUACAGACCUAUUUCAAUUUAUAUUCAUGAUUUAUUUCAUGUUAACUGAGACAUUCAUACCUAAAACUGUUUUGCUUCUGUAUUAUUAUUAUUAUUAUUGUUAUAAUAAUAACAAUAAUAAUUAUAUUAUUAAGAAGUUUUUGUGAAGUUUUUUGAAAAAUAUUUCAAUUGUGCUUGUGCGUGCAAGAGAAUGAGAGAGAGAGCUUGUGAGAAGCUCAUUAAAGUCUCCUGCAGCACACAUGGGCCUGUGAUGCGAGGGAGAGCCUGUUUGUGGCCGGCUCCCCUGCAUAUUUACAAGCGAGUGCUCAGGAGGCCUGGGGUUUUACUAGUCAUGUUCUUCCUUUUUUUCCAUUAUGCUUUUGACAUGUAAACAUAAACAUUCCUUUACAAAUUACAGCAUAUACAGAUACGUAUAUGUUUCGUUUCCUGUGACAUUAAGGCUGAUUUAGUAUAGUUACC
Messenger RNA from Electrophorus electricus (electric eel), 3664 nucleotides. The record is from RefSeq and is a predicted model, not a curated record. Lineage: Eukaryota; Metazoa; Chordata; Actinopteri; Gymnotiformes; Gymnotidae.